CGGGCACGUGGGGCCUUUUCGUCCCCGGCGUCCGGGCGCGCCGCAUCGACCCCCCACCCCAGCCCCUGCCCCCCGGCGGCGGCCGGUGGGCAGAAAGACCGAAACCCGCUCACUGCCGCCUCUCGAAUCGCGGCUCUGCUGUUUGCGGGGCGUGCUAGAAACGUGGUCCUAGAAAGAAUGGCGUCCAUUUACAUAAUGCUUUGUUUGCGUUUCGCAAGUUUCUUUCGGUUAAAGCCCCAGAAACCCCACCUCCUGCCCUUGUGUCGUUUCCAUCGCGGCACCCUUUUCCGACAUUAGAAACAAUAGUGUGCGCCUGUGGAGGCCUUGUUUAUUCAGGGGAUGCCGGCCAGGGCUUCAGGACGUUUCUGCGGCUUUUCCCGCGCGGCCUGGGCUCCCGCGGCUGCCUUUCGGGCCCAUGGGCGCAGCCACCGCACCCGACUCUCCGGGGGCGGCCCCGUGGCCCGCCAUCUUGGAAGGCCUUUUUUGCAGGUUCCUCCCGCUGAGGAAGUGUCGUUUAAGACGCUGGCAUACGAGUUGUGAUUUCUGCCCUUUCCCCUUCCUCCUUGGGCUAAGCCAGACCAGAAAGGGCCCCGUGCACAACGUGCUUCAGAAUCCCUCAGGGAAAGCGGCUAACGUGGCGCUACUCGGCCUCCCCCGUUCCUUCCUGAGGGGCGGCCGCCAUGUUGCCUGAACACAAAAUGGCGACACGUGGCUAGCAUUCGUCGCCAACGAGAAAUUGGGAGGAAGACACUUUAAAACAUAAAGAUGAAGUGCCUAAUUCAAGGUCACACAAUGUCGGGGAUGGACCUCCAGAUUUCCUUACUGACCAAGUGUGUUGGGGACUUGAGAUGUGUACAUGAGUGUUUGUGAUGUUUCCUGCUGAAAGCACAGGUAAGACAUGGUCUUGUACCACAGUGGUUAAGAAUGUGACUUUGGAGCCAGCCUGCUAGGGGAUGAAUUCUGACUCAGCCAUUUACUAACUGGGUGACCUUAGGGAGGAGGACCUGGUUGAUAGAAUAAUCUAUCUUAUAGUCUUAACAUUCACUAUAAUUCCAAACUUUGAGGACAAUAGAGAUCAGUGGGCUUUGACUGCCCAGCAUGCAGUCUUCAUUCUUAGGUCACACAGUUUUCCACACUCCUUGAUGGAGGUGCUUAAACCCUAUCCAUCAGCAUUCUUGGACAGCAUCUCUGGUUAGGGACAGUAUCUGACUGUCUGACAUCCCUGCACCCCCCAUACUGUCAGCCUCAGGUGGAUGGUUUCCUUAGAUGGUGGCUUUCUUUGGACCCUUGAUAUCAACCAGUUACUAUUUGGGGACCAGAUGUGCGGAGGUAAUGAAUACCAGGGAAUCAGGAAACCACUGGGUCAGUUCUUUGAGUCACAGAACAGCACUCAUCCCAGCAGCUGGGAAGCUAUCUGCAAAAGCCCAUCUGCAGAAGGGGCUUCCUGGCCUUGCAUGUGGCUGGGCCAUUUCUCUGGAUGCAGGGUUUUCAUUAUGCAAUCUUCUCAAAGAACCACCUGCUCUCAACACCUUCUCAGUGACUCCAUUUCCCCCUCCUCUGGGCUCCUGGAAUGCCACAAUGGCCCCACCUUAGCCAGGCAGCUGUGAUGAGAGGUGUUGACCCAGCUGCCUCUCCGCUGGCUCACUGAAUCAGGUGGAAGGGGCUGGGGACAGCACAGUCUUGCAGUGUGGUUGGGGACCUGGGCUAUCCAGAGGCAGGACUGUCCGAAGGCAGGGUACUGCCGGGAUUCUGCCAGGCGCUGAGUGAUGCGUGGCAUAGGGAGCUGGAAAGGGACAGGCUCUUGGCCAGGAAAAACAGCCCCAGAGCCACAGGUGUGCCAUCGAGUCUUCCUCCUCUCCGAUCCUUAAUCAUUCCUGUUUGGUGACAGCACACAGCUAGGCCUGGAGUCCAGCAAAGAGCACCUGGGUCCCAGAGGAAGUUGUUCUGGGGGCUGGAGACAAUCACAAAUGCCAAGUUUGCGAGCCCCAGACUCUGGUUCAUAGCGAGAGGCAGACUUGUGAACGAACCACCAGAGCACACUGUGAAACACGCUCAACCAGGAGUGGGUGCCCUUGCUAGGGACAGGCAGAAGGCUCCAUGGAGCAACAUUUGAAUGCGGACAUAAAAGUGGAUCCCUUCAACAGCCCCUGCACAGCCCCAAGUCAGGCCUCCAGCCCUUGGACUCACAGAUCGCCCCUGUAGACGCCUGGAGGUCCUCCGGUGCUACCCUUUACCCCUGCAGUGGAGGGGCACACAGCCAGAGCCCUCCAGGUCCUCACCACUGGCAUCGCCAACAUGGUGGACGUUUUCCCUCUCAAAAUGAAAAGGGACUAAAUUUCCCCAUGAUCUUUCCACAAAUGACCAUGUUGGGAAGUGGGAAAGGAAGGGCUGCAGUGCCUGGGGCAGGGACCCUUGGAACAGUUCUUGGAAAUGGAGAGGGGUAAAUAGAGUGGAGACAACACUCAUGGAGUCCAGUGUGAGCCUACCCAGAGUUGCUCGGCCACCUCUGCCUCUGAAUCAGGGGUGAUCAAUGAAGGAAAAUUACUGCAGCAAUUGAGUCCAUGUAAGAUGAUUGUGCACGUGUGUGUGUGUGUGUGCGCGCGCGUGUCCCCUCACUCAAAAAAGGCCAUUUCUGUGCCUUCUUGAUUCUGGGACCCUCCUCUACCUCCCUCUCCAGGAAAUCCCGUAGGAUCCCAUACCUGCUUUAGAAUGUGUGUGAGACUCUUCCCAGUGCCUGGCACGUGGUAGGAGCUCUGUACAUGUAAACUCUUUUCCUUUGACCCCUCAAAGUAGUCACCUGUGGGGGAGGCCAACAGGGGCUUCCCUGGUCUCAGAGCUGAUGGGCAUCUGGUCCCUGCCUCCGUCUUCCUUCUCUGGCUGAUGACAAAUACCUGAAUGUCAUCACAUCCUCCAUGUGCUCAUCUGUUAUUCUGGAACACAGGCUGGGGAGGGUACGGGGUAGUCCCCCUUCAACAGAGGCCAGCCUUUCUUGGGAUGUGGGCUGGCUGGUGUUGGUCCAAGGAUAGAUGCAGAGGGUGAGGCACCCAUCCUGCUAGUCGGGCUGGAUGCUGGCAGGAGGGCGGAGCGAGGAGGGGCGGAGCUUCCAGAACAAAGAAGAAUGGGGAGCCCGGGGGCCAGCCUAGGAAUCAAAAGGGCUCUGCAGAGUGAGCAGGUCACAGCACUGCCUGCCUCUGCCCCAGCAGUCAGUCAGCCAACGGCACCUGCUCCCUCCUGCUUGCCCAAGGCUGGGCAAGUCAUCCCCGAUCUGCUUCCAGAGGCCCCAUUUUCCAGCGUGAUUGCGCCGACACUGCUCUGUGGGUUUCUCUUCUUGGCGUGGGUUGCUGCUGAAGUUCCAGGGGAGAGCAGCAGGAUGGCUGGGAGCAGAGCCAGGAGUGAGGAAGGCCGCCGGCAGCAUGCCUUUGUCCCGGAGCCUUUUGAUGGGGCCAAUGUCGUCCCAAACCUCUGGCUGCACCGCUUUGAAGUCAUCAACGACCUCAACCAUUGGGACCAUAUCACCAAGCUAAGGUUCCUGAAAGAGUCCCUCAGAGGAGAGGCCCUGGAUAUCUACAAUGGGCUCAGUCCCCAGGACCAGGGAGACUAUGGGACUGUGAAAGAGACCCUCCUGAAGGCCUUUGGGGUCCCUGGGGCUGCCCCCAGCCACCUGCCCAAAGAGAUCGUCUUUGCCAACAGCAUGGGUAAGGGCUACUAUCUCAAGGGGAAGAUUGGUAAAGUGCCCGUGAGGUUCCUGGUGGACUCUGGGGCCCAGGUCUCUGUGGUCCACCCAAACUUGUGGGAGGAGGUCACCGAUGGCGAUCUGGACACUCUGCGGCCCUUUGAGAACGUGGUAAAGGUGGCCAAUGGUGCUGAAAUGAAGAUCCUGGGUGUCUGGGAUACAGCAGUGUCCCUAGGCAAGCUGAAGCUGAAAGCACAGUUCCUAGUGGCCAAUGCAAGUGCCGAGGAAGCCAUCAUCGGCACUGAUGUGCUCCAGGACCACAACGCUGUCCUGGACUUUGAGCACCGCACAUGCACCCUGAAAGGGAAGAAGUUCCGCCUUCUGCCUGUGGGAGGGUCCCUGGAAGAUGAGUUUGACCUGGAGCUCAUAGAGGAGGACCCCUCCUCAGAAGAAGGGCAGCAGGAGCUCUCCCACUGAGAAGCCCCCUUUUCUCUAACCUCCUAAAUAUUGGUGGGAAGGCCCACCACUGUGGGCAGGGGGGGGGGGGCGCAUAUCCUCAGGGGGAUCACUGGGCUUGGCCAAUCCGCUUAUCAACUCUUGCUCUUCCCUCCUCUCUUGCUCCCUCUGCAGGGGCCUUAAUUUGCCCCUGGCUGGGGAGGCUUCCACUGAACAGGCAUGGGUGAGGGAGAUCAGGCUGUCUUAGAGGGACAGAGUCCUCAUGGUCAUCAAGCUGCUAUUGAUGACAAAGACUCGAAGGCUGGAAGAGCUCCCAAGGAAGCUAGAAAUGCUUGUCUUUGAAAGAACUGUGGGACCCCUUCAGAUCCCCCGAGGUAUGGCUUGGUCACUCUCAGGUUCUCAAAGCCUGUCUCAGCUGGGCUGGGUCCUAGCUGCAGGGUCUUUGUGAGGGUCACAGUUGCUCUGAGACACCGCCUGAAGAGCCCUUUCCACCUGUACAAUGGUAUUUUCUGUCUAUUAUUUGCUUUGAAGCCCAUUGUGCCUUGUGCCAAUAAUCUAAUUGCUGCAAACACCAAUAAAGAUUGAUUCAUGGAAAAA
Molecule: messenger RNA, 4726 nt
Organism: Chlorocebus sabaeus (green monkey)
Lineage: Eukaryota; Metazoa; Chordata; Mammalia; Primates; Cercopithecidae
Gene: ASPRV1
Product: aspartic peptidase retroviral like 1
Biological process (GO): proteolysis
Cellular component (GO): membrane
Molecular function (GO): aspartic-type endopeptidase activity
Source: RefSeq, a predicted model, not a curated record